Molecule: messenger RNA, 1933 nt
Organism: Salarias fasciatus (jewelled blenny)
Lineage: Eukaryota; Metazoa; Chordata; Actinopteri; Blenniiformes; Blenniidae
Product: probable ATP-dependent RNA helicase DDX59
Exons: 9
Coding region: 53-1873 (606 amino acids)
Cellular component (GO): cytosol
Molecular function (GO): nucleic acid binding; ATP binding; RNA helicase activity
Source: RefSeq, a predicted model, not a curated record
AUGGUUUGAACAGCGUUGGACGAUUUGACGAGAGGAGGUGAAUGAUUCCAAAAUGUUUAUGCCAAGAGCUUUAAAACUUAAAAGACCUGCAGAGGGAUCUGGUCGAAUUUUGAACAAAAAGAGCAAGAUUAGUCAAGAAGAGGUAAACAGACGUAGUUCAGAGACACUUGCUCGCAAGGAUGAAUUAUGUGAAGAAGGCAAAAUGGAGAAUGACACAGUUCAAGCAGGUGAAGGAUCUAUACCUGCUCCAAGAAGCUCCAAACGUGAAGUUGAACACACGCCUUCUUCUGAUGCUGAGGAUGAGGAUGAAGAAGAAGACGAAGAGCCAGUGAAAUCUUUCAAAAAGAGGCAGAGAUGGCCUGAGCCUGGGGAGCCUGUCUGUGUCAUGUGUGGUCGCUAUGGGGAGUACAUCUGUGAUGCCACUGACAACGAUGUCUGCAGCCUUGAAUGCAAAGCCAGCCAUUUAUUGAAAAUGGGAAUGGGUACUGGUGCAGAAGCAUUGAACUACAAGGACAGACCCAAAGAUGAGAAGGCUGCUGUACCUGGACAGUCAGCAGUUGACACCGGAGUUGAAAGAAGUUAUUCCUACAGAGAAGAUCGGUUCAUAUCAGGCUUGACAGAGGAACAGGUGCAACGCAUCAAACACGAACUGGGCAUUGAAACACAGGGGACAGACGUCUGUAGACCCAUCAUUGAGUUUGAACACUGUGGCUUCCCUACAACUUUAAGUGGGAACCUGAAAAAGGCUGGUUACCAGGCGCCCACCCCAGUGCAGAUGCAGAUGGUACCUGUUGGUCUCACAGGCAGGGAUGUGAUUGCCAGUGCUGACACAGGAUCAGGGAAGACAAUCGCCUUUCUGCUGCCAGUGGUAGUCAGAGCACUUGAGAAAUCAGCACAGACUGUUGGUUGCCCUGUGGCUCUGAUCCUGACACCCACCAGAGAGUUAGCCAUUCAGAUAGAGAGACAGGUGAAAGAGCUGGUGAUUGGAAUCCCCAACAUGAGAACAGCACUGCUGGUGGGAGGCAUGCCACUUCCACCUCAGCUCCACCGCCUCAAAAUCAGCAUCAAAAUCGUCAUUGCUACCCCUGGAAGACUCAUAGAGAUUUUGAAGCAGAAUGCAGUGCAAAUGGACAAAGUGAAGAUUGUGGUGGUUGAUGAGGUUGACACUAUGUUAAAGAUGGGCUUCCAGCAGCAGGUGCUGGAGAUUCUUGAGAAAGUCCCAGAAGAACACCAGACUCUGCUGACAUCAGCCACAAUCCCAACUGGGACGGAGGAGCUCGCAGCUCGGUUGGUUCAUGACCCUGUACGUAUUGCGAUUGGUGAGAAGAACCAGCCCUGCGCCAAUAUACGACAGAUCCUGCUUUGGGUAGAGGAGCCCUGCAAGAAGAAGAAGCUGUUUGAGAUCCUCAAUGAUAGUAAGCUGUACCAGCCUCCGGUGGUGGUGUUUGUUGACUGUAAAGCGGGAGCUGAUCUCCUGUGCGAGGCAGUCGCCAAAGUGACAGGUCUCACUUCUGUGGCUAUCCAUUCUGACAAGAGCCAGUGGGAACGAAAUCGCAUCCUCAGGGGUCUUCUCGAUGGAGACUUUGAGGUGGUGAUCAGUACAGGUGUGCUGGGCAGAGGACUGGACUUAGUCAAUGUCCGAUUGGUAGUUAACUUUGACAUGCCAAACACAAUGGAUGAGUAUGUCCAUCAGGUGGGGAGAGCAGGUCGGCUGGGACACAGGGGGACGGCCAUCACCUUGCUCAAUAACAACAACAAGCGACUGUUUCUAGAGAGACGAGAAAGGCAGAAACACAAGACGGGACUUGAUGACAUGGUGACCAAGAACAACCUCAUUGAUAUUAUAAAGAAACAUGAUCGCCGGAAAAAGUAAUAAACGUUUUCAGUGUUUUUGCAUUGAUGCUGUCUGUGAUUAAGUGUAUAGUUGAAUGUU